Sesamum indicum (sesame) is the source of this 1505-nucleotide messenger RNA. Its product is annotated as pectin acetylesterase 11. Gene Ontology annotation, molecular function: pectin acetylesterase activity. Gene Ontology annotation, cellular component: plant-type cell wall. The record is from RefSeq and is a predicted model, not a curated record. Lineage: Eukaryota; Viridiplantae; Streptophyta; Magnoliopsida; Lamiales; Pedaliaceae. Gene Ontology annotation, biological process: cell wall organization.
AAAGGGUCUUCCUUCCAUUACUUCAACUAUAAAAGCGACAAAAAGAACAAUUAAAACAUCAAACAAAUUAACCAAACCUUGUGAAAGGUGAUCAUACGUGGUCCAUAAGAAUGGAGAAACACAUUCAGACCAUGGCUGAUCACUGGAUAAAGCUACUGGUUCUUUCUCUUGUGAUGAUCACUCAAGUAGUCCAUGGAUCCAAGAAUAUUACCAUCACAAUUCUUGAGAGUGCAGUGUCUAAAGGAGCAGUUUGUCUGGAUGGGAGUCCACCAGCUUACUUCUAUGAUAAGGGGUAUGGAGAAGGAGCCGACAACUGGCUAGUUUAUUUAGAGGGUGGCGGAUGGUGUGCCAACACUGAUUUUUGCCACGAGUGGAUAAGCACCAAAUCCACCUUUAGAAGGGAGAAACAAAUGCAGUUCAGACACAUACUUGCCCCCGAGCAAAAUAUUAAUCCAGAUUUUUAUAAUUGGAAUAGAGUUUUCGUUGCAUACUGCGAUGGCUCAUCAUUUAUGGGAGACGUUGAAGAGGCCGCACCCGGCAGCAAUCUGUGUCGUAGAGGCGCCAGGAUUUUUGAUGCUGUGAUGGAAGAUUUGGUAGCUAAGGGAAUGAAAAAUGCAAAAAAUGCUAUACUGGCCGGUGGCUCAGCCGGUGGAAUGGCGACCAUAUAUCACUGUGAUGGCUUCCGAGCACUCAUUCCCGGUGCUACUAGAUAUAAGUGCAUUGCUGAUUCUGGCCUCUUCACUCCUGCAGAUAAAAAAGAGCUCAUCGGGUACGAGAAAAGAGUUCAUCGUUUUGACAAAUUGAUUGCCUUUCAUGGAACUGACAAGUUUUUACCUAAAUCAUGCACGUCCAAAAUGAGCGUAAAUUUGUGUCAUUUUCCAGAAAAUGUGGUUAGAGAUAUUCAGACACCACUCUUCAUCAUCGAGUCGUCUUAUGAUUCUUUCCAGAUAUAUACUGGCUUGGACCCCGGCCUUCCCUACAAUGAGACCACCUGGUCCGACUGCGCCAACGACUUGAACUUUUGCACGUGUCCUCAAUUGCAAAGCAUGAAAGAUUUUCGAGCUGAAUUUCUAAAGACAUUGCAAGCAAUUGCUAAAUCAUCAUCAAUAGGGAUGUUUGUCCACUCUUGCCACAUUCAUGGCCACUUCCUCAAUUUUCAUGGCUGGGAUCCUUCACCUCUAUUGCAAAAUAAAACAAUUGCGAAGGUUAUCGGAGAUUGGUACUUUGAUCGAUGUUUUUUCCAAGUGAUAGAUACUGAGGAUGUCGGCCCAAAGAACUGUUGGAAACAAGUAUAUCAGAAAAAUUGAAAAUCUGAAAACAAAAUGUAUGGAAUAUUUUUCCAUGGAUAAGCGAAAAAACAAUCACAAGUGGAAAAAAAAAAUCAGUAAUAUAACCUUUCACAAUGUUUGUAUUUCGAACGAGUUUAUUAUGUAAAUUCGUUCGUUCUAUAACUAGAAUUGAUCUAUUUUCAUAUAAAUCAAGCAACAUUCGUACCUUUUUUUUUU